Chaetomium fimeti is the source of this 948-nucleotide messenger RNA. RefSeq lists its product as uncharacterized. The coding region runs from base 140 to 697 and encodes 185 amino acids. The transcript has 2 exons. Lineage: Eukaryota; Fungi; Ascomycota; Sordariomycetes; Sordariales; Chaetomiaceae. The record is from RefSeq and is a predicted model, not a curated record.
UGUCUCUGUGUUCGUUCGGCAGGGGCCGUGCAAGAGUGGGAACGCACGCACGAAGGGGGUCUCCCGGGAGAUGGGGUUGUGAAGAACUUCAAUCUCCAGCCAUCCCGGCUUGCCUCAGCUUUCUAUUUCGCCCUCGGUUAUGGCGGCCAACAACACCACGCAACAGGCACUCAACGCCCUCACCAAACGAGACAUGAGUUCACAUUCGAGUUCGGCUUCGACUUCGCCGGCAAUACCCGGCGGCGAAUCUGGCUACGAGCCGUGGUAUCCCAACAACAUACCUCUGGAUUCGUCCAUUAAGCGCUUCAUCACCCACUUCUUCGAGGUCUCGGAUGACCCGGACCGGAAUGAGGAGUGGGUCGGAUUAUUCGAUGAGAACGCGACGGUGAUGAUAGGGAAUGAUGUGGCCAAGGGGAAGGAAGAGAUCCGUAAACUCAGAGAGCGUAUGUGGAAAGAGGUCGAAGCGCGCAAGCACCGGUUGGUAAAAGUGUUCCCGGCCAGCUUCUCCAGCGAGCGCACUGCGGUUGUGUCGAUGCAUGAAGCCGAGUAUAUGCUAUUUGGGGCAGCGGCGUUUAGGAUGAGAGAUGAGGCAAAGGAGGAUGCAGUGGUCGGGUGGGCUGGGCAUGCGCAGCUGAGGAGGGACGGAGUGACUGCGCCGUGGCGGUUGGGGUUUUAUCGUGUAUAUAUCCAGAGGUGAGCGAUGCUCGGCACGCACAGUCGAGGCGACUUCAUUUUACCCAUCGAGCCAUUCAAGUGGUGUUGGUCUGUCAUGUGGUCUUUCGGUUUGUUCUCUCGAGCCAAAGCUACAAGAAGAGCCUGGCGGGGAAUGACGUGUUGGCUUUGGGGGAGGGUGCGGGGUGACGGGGAGUGACCCUGAUGUAACUCCACCGACUCAUCCGGCAAGAUCAUGCUCCAACAACUCGUCCGCAAGGGACCGCCCAUCUAUGG